Papilio polytes (common Mormon) is the source of this 1908-nucleotide messenger RNA. Its product is annotated as galactosylgalactosylxylosylprotein 3-beta-glucuronosyltransferase S-like. Bases 112 to 1152 code for a protein of 346 amino acids. Gene Ontology annotation, molecular function: galactosylgalactosylxylosylprotein 3-beta-glucuronosyltransferase activity. NCBI's taxonomy places the organism in Eukaryota, Metazoa, Arthropoda, Insecta, Lepidoptera, Papilionidae. Gene Ontology annotation, biological process: carbohydrate metabolic process; chondroitin sulfate proteoglycan biosynthetic process. The record is from RefSeq and is a predicted model, not a curated record. The transcript has 4 exons. Gene Ontology annotation, cellular component: Golgi membrane.
AAUUAUAAUUUUGGUUUUAUUAGGCUUGCCCGCUUUUCUUGUAUCAAAUAUGUGAAUAAUGAAUAUCGACAUAGUAUUUUUUGUUUAAUAUAAAUAAUUCAUAAAAUAAUAAUGAAAUCAAUAAGAAUAGCUAAGAAAACACUAGCAAUGGCAGUUGUUUUAAGUAUAAUAUGGUUUUUGUUGUUCUGGAGUUACCUUGGAAUUUUAAGUUUCGAAAAUGUUGGUUCCAAAGCCAUUCCAGUGAUUGUUAAAAAUAAACUAUGCUCAGUGAACUAUGGAGACUACCGAACUAAUGUCAAUAACAACAAUACUUUGAAAAUGAUCUACUUUGUGACACCUACUUAUCCAAGGCCAGAACAAGUCCCAGAACUGACAAGGCUGGCUCAUACUUUGAUGCAUGUGCCCCGCAUACAUUGGAUAAUAGCCGAUGACCAACCUCUUUGUUCUAAUGUGGUUUUAAAUAUUCUCAGGCGGACUUAUCUACCAUUCACGCUCAUAUCUAGUCCAAAACCAUUUAUUUAUAAAGGCACUAAUUUCCCUCGUGGAGUAUCUAAUCGUCGCGCUGCUGUCACUUGGCUUCAAGAGAAUGUUUCAGAAGGCAUUCUUUAUUUCGGUGAUGAUGAUAAUACAGUUGACUUAGAAUUGUUUGAUGAGAUAAGAAAUACAAAGAAAGUGUCAAUGUUUCCUGUUGGUCUAAUUGGUGGAUAUGGAGUGUCAUCGCCUGUUGUUAAGAAUGGAAAGGUGGCUGGAUUUUUUGACUCGUGGCCGGGUUCUAGAACGUUCCCAGUGGACAUGGCAGGUUUUGCUGUCAACAUUAAAUUCCUAAAACCAAAAGCUUCUAUGCCCUAUAUAGCCGGUCACGAAGAAGACAAAUUCUUGGUCAGUUUGGACUUGAAAAUGGAGGAUAUUGAACCAUUAGCAGAUAAUUGUACAAGGAUCCUCGUCUGGCACACAAAGACUGCAAAAUAUAAGAAGCCAACAGUGAAAAUUGACCUGAAACAAUUUGAUGGAGAGCCCAAAUUCCAGAACUUUGUUAAUCUCCUCAAAGAGACCUCCAGGCUGGGUAUGGCAAAUAUUGAAUCAAGUAAUGGAACCAAACCGUAUAUUAUUCGUGAUCGUAAAAGCUAUGAAACCCUUACUGGUUUGCAGUAGAUUAUUUUAACAUAGAUAAUGUAUUAAUAGCUUUUGAAAUUCCUAAAUUUCAAAGAUUAUUUGUAUUGUUUCAUAUUUAAAUGUAUUCUAUUUAUCCAUAUAAAAAACAUAAUAUAGAUCGGCAUAAUGCAUUGUUUGUAAAUACAUAUUUAGUUAUGAACCAUAAUAUUAUUUACCCGAGUUAUGUUCCUUGGUUCUUUAUUUCCUGUCGCUAAAAUACAAAGAGGUACAUUUGAUAUAACAUGAAAUUUAGGCGUAAAAUUAACAUAGAGGUAUAAUAUUAUGAGUAUAUUUUUCAAAGUAUCUCAUUUAAGUAAAAUUUUACCCUCGUCCAUGUGUUAGGAAAGUCUGAUUUUAGUUAUUAAUUUUGUUGGUUCAUUUUUUUCUGUAAGUAGCUGUGAUGUAGUUUGAACUUCAGUUUAUAUUUUGUGGUUUCUUACAGAGUUUAGAUAAUAAGUGUUAAGUGUGUUUGUGCAUAGUAUCGGAAUUUAAACAUUCAAAAAGCGAACUUGCUUUCAAGUACAUUUUUCUAGAAUUAAUGAUCAUGUUUAUUUUUUAAAUGAUUUCUAAUUUUAUAUUUAUGAUUUUUUUAUAUGAUAAGGUGGCAUUCGAGUGACGGCCAUUUGAAUUCGCUGAAAAAAUCCAAGCAAUCAAGGCCCAUAGACAUCAACAUUCCUUAAUCGAUGGAUGGAUUGAUUAAGAUUUUUUUUUAAUUAAUGGCCAGGUUUAUUUAUAUUAAUGAUUAUUUUAUUUUAC